Amphimedon queenslandica is the source of this 705-nucleotide messenger RNA. RefSeq names its product putative surface protein SACOL0050. The record is from RefSeq and is a predicted model, not a curated record. The transcript is spliced from 8 exons. Bases 1 to 690 code for a protein of 229 amino acids. NCBI's taxonomy places the organism in Eukaryota, Metazoa, Porifera, Demospongiae, Haplosclerida, Niphatidae.
AUGAGUAUAGCUUCAUUAGGUACGGCAGCAGUCACUUCAGAGGAGACUCCAGAAAGUAUUAUUACUGUAGCUGGUGGAAGAGGAGUUAAGAGUACUAGAAGUACGGCAGCAGUCACUUCAAAAGAGAGUCCAGAAAGUACUAUUACUACUGUAGCUGGUGGAAGAGGAGUUAAGAGUACUAGAAGUACGGCAACAGUCACUUCAAAAGAGAGUCCAGAAAGUACUAUUACUACUGUAGCUGGUGGAAGAGGAGUUAAGAGUACUAGAAGUACGGCAGCAGUCACUUCAAAAGAGGGUCCAAAAAGUACUGUUACUACUGUAGCUGGUGGACGAGGAGUUAAGAGUACUAGAAGUACGGCAACAGUCACUUCAAAAGAGAGUCCAGAAAGUACUGUUACUACUGUAGCUGGUGGAAGAGGAGUUAAGAGUACUAGAAGUACGGCAGGAAAUAAGGACAAUUUAUACGAAAGUUUUGAGAAACGAAGUGUUCGAUUUGAUUUACUUGCUAGUGAUAGCAUUACUGAGUGCCCAACUUGUGGUGCAGUUUACGGAGAAGAUGAGAGCAUUUGGAUUUGUUGUGAUAACUGUGAUGUGUGGUAUAAUUAUGAAUGCACUGGACUUCAGAAUGAAAUACCAGAUGAAUAUUUUUGUUCAGCCUGUCAGUUUUCUCAUGUUUCUGUAAGCUUUUAACUAUAAUUUUCAUCU